Messenger RNA from Theobroma umbraticum, 3377 nucleotides. RefSeq names its product Pentatricopeptide repeat (PPR) superfamily protein. NCBI's taxonomy places the organism in Eukaryota, Viridiplantae, Streptophyta, Magnoliopsida, Malvales, Malvaceae. Gene Ontology annotation, molecular function: protein binding. The record is from RefSeq and is a predicted model, not a curated record.
GUUAAUUCUAUGUAACCCCCUACAACUUUAAUAAUUUCUAUUUCUACCCCUUUCGGUUUUCUUAAAUUACAAAAGGACCCAAAGUGGGUUCUGUUCGAGAGGUAAAAACGGCGUCUUGUUAUAGCGUUUUGUCACUGACAAGAGUACCUAAAAGUUCUUGCUCUCUGCAAAAGCGUCGUCAUCUGCUUCAGUUCCGAGUCUCUUGCUGUUCUGAACCAAAGCCGUUGUUCAAAGGUAAGCCAAAUUGUUGGCUUUGUAUCGUUUGAUUUCCUUUCCCCUGAAUUCAGGCAGUGAAGUUUUGAGCUAGUUCGCAAUCAAUUAUGUACUUGAAAGAAGGACGUUCUCUAUUGUUGAAAGUUCAGAAACGUUCAAUACCAUUUAUUUUGAACACAAACCCAGCUUUAAAACCCCACAAAGAAUCACAAACAGAACCAAACCAGACCCAACUCGAAGAAUCCCAAGUACUUAGCAGAUUAAAUAAAGAACCCAACAUGUCUUUAGCUUUAAACUAUUUCAAGUCCAUUGCCAAUUCAAAUUCCUUUAAACACACCCCAGAAACAUACCAAUGCAUGAUCCAGAAGCUUUCACUUGAAUCUGAAAUAGAUGGUAUUCAAUAUCUUUUGCAUCAGAUGAAGUUAGAAGGAAUUAGCUGCAGCGAGGACUUGUUUGUAAUUGUGAUUGAUUCUUAUCACCGAAAGGGGUUAGGUGAACAAGCUUUGAAAAUGUUUUAUAGGAUAAAGGAAUUUGGGUGUGAGCCGACUGUUAAGAUUUAUAACCAUGUGUUGGAUGCGUUGCUUAGUGAAAAUAGGUUCUCGAUGAUUUAUCCGAUAUAUAAUAAUAUAAAGAGAGAUGGUUUGGAGCCGAAUUUGCCUACUUACAAUAUUCUUUUGAAAGCUUUGUGUAAGAAUAAUAAGAUAGAUGUGGCUUGCAAGUUGCUAAAUGAAAUGGCGAGUGUGGGGUAUGCUCCUGAUGCUGUGAGCUAUACAACUAUAAUUUCUUCAAUGUGUAAGCUUGGUAAGGUUGAAGAAGCAAGGGAGCUUGCAAUGAGAUUUAGAUCGCAUGUGAGUGUUUAUAAUGCGUUGAUAAGUGGAUUUUGUGGGGAAUACAAGCUUAAGGAGGCAUUUGGUUUAUUAAAUGAAAUGCUGGUGGAGGGAUUAGACCCUGAUGUUAGAACAUAUUCGAUGAUUAUCAGUUGCAUUUCGAGUGUGGGAAACGUUGAGUUGUCGCUUGCAGUUUUGGCCAAGAUGUUUGUGAGUGGAUGCAGCCCCAAUAUCUAUACCUUUUCUUCUUUGAUAAAGGGGUAUUUCGUGGCAGGAAGGGUGCAUGAAGCUUUCGACUUCUGGAACCAGAUGAUUAGAGAGGGACUUGAAGCCAAUGUGGUUGUCUAUAACACUGUAAUACAUGGUCUCUGCUUAAAUGGAAAGGUGAGUGAGGCUGUAUCUGUCUCCUCUCAGAUGGAGGAAAAUGGCUGCACUCCAAAUGUAACCUCAUAUAGCUCUCUUAUUAAUGGAUUUGCAAAGUCCAGCGACUUGGUUGGUGCAUCUGAAACAUGGAACAAAAUGAUAACUAAUGGUUGUCAUCCCAACGUUGUGGCAUACACCAGCAUGGUGGAUGUCCUUUGUCGGCAUUGCAUGUUUGAGCAAGCUCAUUCUCUUAUAGAGAAGAUGGUGUUGGAAAACUGUCCUCCUAACACAGUUACUUUCAACACAUUUAUCAAAGGUUUAUGUAGUAGUGGAAGAGUGGAAUGGGCAGUAAAAGUACUGGAUCGAAUGGGGCAUUAUGCUUGUGCACCUAACAUAAUUACAUAUAAUGAGCUACUGGACGGUCUCAUCAAAGUAAAUCGACUAGAACAAGUAUUUGGGAUUGUGAGAGAGAUUGAUGAAAAAGGGAUAGAAUGGAAUUUAGCCACGUACAAUACCAUUUUGUCUGGAUUUUGUCAUGCUGGUAUGCUAGAGGAAGCUCUGCAACUUAUCGGGAACAUGCUGCUUCGAGGUACAAAACCUGAUGCAAUCACAUAUAACAUAAUAAUCUUUACAUACUGUAAGCGAGGUAAGGUGAAGAUCGCUGUCCGAGUUUUUGAUCGCAUUAGUGCUGGAGGUGACUGGCAUCCAGACAUAAUUUCAUACACUAGUCUUCUUUGGGGCCUCUGUAAUUGGAUUGGUUUAGAAGAGGCCAUCAGUCUCCUUAAUAAGAUGAUAAAGGAAGGGAUAUGUCCCAAUGUUGCAACAUGGAAUGUGUUAGUCCAAUGCUUGUUUAACAGCUUAGGUCAUUUGGGACCAAUUCACAUCUUGGAUGACAUUCUAGGUAAUGGGUGAGAGUGUGUUCAGCCAGGAUUCUUUUUGGGCCCAUGCAGAUAUGUUGCUGACUAAUGAUGACAAAUGUAACAGAUACUUCUGUUGACUAACUAGAUGUGCAUGUUGCCAAUCCUUUGUGGGUUUACAUGUUUAAUCAGAGAAGGCUGAAAGUAAACUAUGUGCCUUUUGAACCACUGGGUUCUGGCAGAUAAGCAGCCAUCAUCAUUAUUAAUGCACUGAUCAUGUAUCUUAAAAAAUCAUUCUCAGCCUAAAUUGUUCAUCCACUUGAUUCUCGAUUAUUCUGUCAUGUCUACCAAGAACUGGCUUUGAUUCCUGGAAACCUUGUGAGGCCCUGGAUUGUGUAAUUUUUCAUUUAUUGACCAGACGAUCGCAUUGACAUUUGUGUCCUGUAAAGAUAUAUUUGCGGAAGAAAUGGACUUGUGCAGCUUUUCCGACCAUGUUUUUUUCCAAGGCUUAGCAAGAAAACGUUGUCCAAUCUGGAAGAAGCGUGAGAUUCAACAUCGCUAUGCAAUCUGGAAGAAACAAGAGAUUCAACUUCUCUAUCCAAUCUGGAAGAAACGUGAGAUUCAACAUCGCUAUGCAAUCUGGAAGAAACAAGAGAUUCAACUUCUCUAUCCAAUCUGGAAGAAACGUGAGAUAUACUUCUCUUACAUCUCUCUUUGACCUUUUGGACAUGUCUUCCUCAAAACCAUCAUCGCAACUGUGUGCUGAGAUUAUGUUUGUGGCUUGUUCUUCAAACCUUCACCUAAACAAUUAACGCUUUAACUACAUGAGAUGAUUUUGCUUUUUCAUGAGCUCAACUAUCCUAAUAACAAUCCAAGUUACGAAUCCUAAUGGGAUUUUAAUUGUCUUGUACGACUUUUGAAAUGAAGGAAUAGCCAAAUUUAUCACAAAAGACUCUCUCAGAGACACGAUACUAAGUUCCCAAUGGCAAUGGCUGAUAGGAUAAAGCAAGAAUUUGUCGUUGAUGAUGGUUGAAGAGACAUUGCGGUUUAUAGUUGUCGGAGGACUGUCAUUUUCAUGGAAAAAUAUUUACACGUUAUUGUAAUCAAUUAAGUUUUA